This is a messenger RNA of Aspergillus brunneoviolaceus CBS 621.78, 3501 nucleotides long. Its product is annotated as ubiquitin ligase complex subunit HRD3. Gene Ontology annotation, molecular function: protein binding. The transcript has 9 exons. Lineage: Eukaryota; Fungi; Ascomycota; Eurotiomycetes; Eurotiales; Aspergillaceae. Gene Ontology annotation, biological process: ERAD pathway. The record is from RefSeq and is a predicted model, not a curated record. Bases 1 to 3501 code for a protein of 1166 amino acids. Gene Ontology annotation, cellular component: endoplasmic reticulum membrane.
AUGAAAAACCGCUGGUUGUGGCAAAUCCUGCCACUGGCGCUACUCCUGCUGCUGCAAGCCUUCCUAGUUGACUGUUAUGAUCAAACCGAUGAUUUAUUCUCCACGAUAGAUGCUGUACAUGAAUCCCAGACGCCAUUCGUCCAGUCCUCAAGCCGGUCUGAGGACGCUCAACUCCCACUGGGCCAAGAACGCGUCGAACAUGCCCUUCGAAUCCUCCGAGACUCCAAACUCUCCGUCGUCGCCCCGGACACGAAACCCUCCGGUCUGGUGGGGUACGCCUGGUACUAUGCCCAGGAAGCUUUCCGGAUCCUCUUCAUGAACGCACCGAGCUCAUCGUCGGACGGUUACCACGCUCCCAAGCAAAAGAUUCACCCGGAUGUCGCUAAAGCCGUGCACGAGCUCACGAUCGCCGCGGAGGAGGCGCACAACCCGGACGCGAUGUUCCUGCUCGCGGAGAUGAACUUCUACGGCAACUUCACGCACUCGCGCGAUUUCCAACGGGCCUUCCACUGGUACCAGGCACUGGCGUCUGCCACGGGCAACAGCACCGCCCAGUAUAUGCUGGGGUUCAUGUACGGCACGGGCGUGGGCGGCUCCGUCGAGCGCGACCAGGCCAAGUCGCUCCUGUACCAUACCUUUGCGGCGGAGGCCGGCAACACCCGGUCGGAGAUGACGCUGGCGUACCGUCACCAUCAGGGCGUCGGGGCCCCGCGCGACUGCGACCAGGCGACCUAUUACUACAAACAGGUGGCCGACAAGGCGAUCGCGUAUCUCCGGUCCGGCCCGCCGGGCGGCCAGAGUAUGAUCCGUGAGUCGUACCGGUGGGCGGACGAGGAAGGUGGCGUCUACGGAGAGGGCGCCAGUGUGUCGACGGCGGGGUUGCGAGAUUCGGCGCACUCGGGAGCCGACGCGAAUUUGGAGGAUGUCCUUGAGUAUCUGGAUCUGAUGUCGCGCAAGGGCGAGCUGAAGGCCACGUUCAGUCUGGGCAAGAUGUACUACGAGGGCGGGCGGGGCUUGCCGCGCAAUUUCCGACGGGCGAUGCGGUAUUUCAAGCAGGUCACUCGGCGGUAUUGGAAUCAAGAUGGCUCCGUGAACCCAAACCACCCCCAGGGAAUCGAGAAGUUGGCGGCGAAGGCGGCGGGUCAUGUUGGACUGAUGUAUCUGCGCGGGGAAGGCGUGGAGCAGAAUUUCGCGACGGCGUCCAGCUGGUUCCGGCGGGGACUGGCCAACGGCGACGCGCUAUGCCAGCAUGAACUUGGCUUGAUGUACCUGCAUGGGUAUGGCGUGACGCCGGACGCUUUCCGGGCGGCCUCGUACUUCCGGUCGGCGGCGGACCAGGACUUUCCGGCGGCCGAGACGAGACUGGGCGCCCUUUUCUUGGACCAAGGGGACGUCCCGACCGCUACUAAGUACUUUGAAUUGGCGGCCCGAUGGGGUUCGAUGGAGGCGUUCUAUUAUCUCGCCGAACUGUCCAACAACGGGGUCGGCCGCAAGCGGCACUGCGCGAUGGCGGCCUCGUAUUACAAGAUGGUGGCGGAGCGAGCGGAGGCCAUCCAUUCUUCGUUCGAGGAGGCCAACACGGCGUAUGAGAACGGGGACAAGGAGCGGGCGCUCAUCCCCGCGAUGAUGGCGGCGGAGCAGGGCUACGAGCACGCGCAGUCGAAUGUGGCGUUCCUCCUGGAUGAGCAGCGCUCGCUGGUCUCGCUGGAUUCGAUCCUCCCGGGAGCAGCCAAGAAGAGUCGACCGGCCCUACUCCGCAACGCCGCGCUGGCUCUAAUCUACUGGACGCGGUCGGCCAAGCAAGCGAACAUUGACUCCCUGAUUAAGAUGGGCGACUACUAUCUUAGUGGUACUGGCAUCGCGGCGGACGCCGAGAAGGCCUCGACCUGCUACCACACCGCCGCGGAAGCACACUACAGCGCUCAAGCGUACUGGAAUUUGGGGUGGAUGCACGAGAACGGUGUGGCGGUCGACCAGGACUUCCACAUGGCGAAGCGGUACUACGAUCUGGCGUUGGAGACCAGCCCCGAGGCUUAUUUGCCGGUGAAGCUGAGUUUGUUGAAGUUGCGGAUGCGGGGGUAUUGGAAUUGGCUUACGAAUGGGGAUAUCAAUCCCAUCCAAGAAGAAGAGGCAGCCAAGCCCCACCGCACCUUCAAGGAGUGGAUCGCCGCAUUCAUUGAAAAUGACGAAGAAGAGGAAGCCAAUUACCGUGCUCAGCUGUACAAACGGGGUGAGGACGAGGAGGACGAUCUGAUGUCGGCGGGGCGCGGGUUGGAUGAGCGCCAUAACCACGAGGACGGCUACUAUGAUGAUCUGGACUUGGAUAUCGAUGAGAGCGUGCUGGAGGGACUGAUCAUUGUUGGGUUGGCGGCGACCUUGUUGAUACUGGUGUAUAUGCGACAGCAGCGGAAUCGCCAGAGACAAGAUGGUGGGAACCUGGCUGUGGCUGGUGGCGGCAAUGGCAAUGGGAUUGGAAAUGGCAACGGGUUUGGCAAUGGCAAUGGCAAUGGCAAUGGCCUUGGGGAUCGGGGGUUCUUCCCUCGACCUGGCAAUCCAGAGUUCGCGCAAUGGGCGGCGGGGGGAUUGUGUUGUUACAUUGCAUUUCUUCUCCUACGCCUCUCUGAUGACCUGAGCCUAGAGCCUACAACGGACUACACUCCAUUCCAGUCUAAUACACAGACGAAGAUGAGCGGGACCAACAAACGUCGUCGUCUCAACCCCUCACCGUCCUCCACCUUGACCAAGCCGUUCAAGUCCCCUCUCCGCAGACCUGCCCCUGCUACAGAAAGUCUAGAUGGGGCGGUACAGCUGCAGGUACAGCUGCAGCAACAACAAACACAAUCCAGUACCAGCCCAAGCAACAGCAUAAACCCCACGCCCACCAAAUCUUUAACGCGACCACGUCCACGCCCACGCACCCUCUCCAAACCCGGCAUCCCCCAAACACCCCAAAAACCCACCCCCCUUCCGGUCCCUUCUUCGCCCACAACAACCGAGCUCUCCUCACUAACAACCCAAAGAGCCACCCUCCUCGCGCACCUCCACGCCCUGACCGCCGAGUACGACACUCUCCAACAGGCCCGCCGCAUCGAAACCCAAAACAAAACCGUCGAGCUGGAGCGGUUGAUUCACAAGUGGAAGGAGGUCAGCCAGCGCGCCGCAGAGGAGGUGUUUCUGGGGGCUAGGGAGCGGGUAAAUCGGAUGGGGGGGUUGCAGGCCCUGAAGUCGGGGAAUGGGUCCGGGGCGGGGUCGGGGUCUUGGGGAUGGGAUUGUGAGGAUCCUUCUACUUCUCUUUCUGCUGGGUUGCAGGGGCGAAGGCAGAGCUGGGAGGGGGAUUAUGAGGACGCGAUUGGAGGUGAAGAGAAUAGGGCUGGGAAGGAGGGGCGGGAUCACGAUGACGAUGAAGAGCAGGAGCUUACGAUGGGAGUCAUGCUGAAGAUGAUGAAGAUUGAGUUCGGGAUUAUUGGGUAUGAUGUUGAGAGGGAGGGGUGGGUUACUUAG